Glossina fuscipes is the source of this 1317-nucleotide messenger RNA. It is a transcript of the gene Fmo-2, whose product is annotated as senecionine N-oxygenase. The record is from RefSeq and is a predicted model, not a curated record. The transcript is spliced from 4 exons. Lineage: Eukaryota; Metazoa; Arthropoda; Insecta; Diptera; Glossinidae. Gene Ontology annotation, molecular function: flavin adenine dinucleotide binding; N,N-dimethylaniline monooxygenase activity; NADP binding. The coding region runs from base 151 to 1254 and encodes 367 amino acids.
AGCUGAGAAACUCGAAAUUUUCGAGGGAUUAUUAGAUAAACGUAUUCAUUGUGCAUAAGAUUAUUUCAUUUAAUACUAAGUUGCGAUAGUUCACUCCGACAAGCAGAAGUGGUUGGUUAUUAUAUCUGAUUACGCACAAAUAUAAUAUAAAUGGAAGCGCUUUCUGUAUGUGUCGUUGGUGCAGGAAUGGCCGGACUUUCUGCCUUAAAAAAUUCUUUGCAAUCUAAUUUGAAUGCAACAUGUUUCGAACAAUCUACCCAUUUGGGUGGUACCUGGUUUUACCAAGAGGAGCAAGAUGUAGCUUUCGGCGAAAAUGUGCAUAGUAGCAUGUAUCGGGACUUACGCACAAAUUUACCCAAGGAGAUAAUGGGCUAUCUAGAUUUUACGUAUUCUAAGCAGUCAAAAGAAUCAUUUAUUAGCUCAGAUGAAGUUCUAAAAUUUUUAAAUUCUUAUGCAGAUCACUUUCACUUACGUGAUCAUAUCAAAUUUCAACAUAAAGUUUUAAGGAUAAGGCCAUACAAAAAUAAAUGGGAGGUCUUGGUAUCGCACAACAUAAGCCAUAGAUGCAAGCAGCAUUUGUUUGAUAGAGUGUUUGUAUGUAACGGCCACUACACUAAGCCGCAAUACCCGAAAACUGUAGGUAUGAGCUGUUAUAAAGGCAUACAAAUGCACAGUCAUUUAUAUCGCACACAAGACAAAUUUAAAGCCCAAAAAGUUUUGAUAAUUGGUGCUGGACCCAGCGGAAUCGAUUUAACCAAUCACAUUAGCAAAGUGGCCAAUUGCGUGUAUUUGAGUCAUCAUUUAUCUAAAAAGCCAAACACCGAUUUCAUGAGGAACGUUAUACAAAAGCCUAAUGUUAAGCAAUUUAUUGAAACAGGAGCCAUCUUUGAAGACAAUAGCUCGGAAGAAUUUGAUAUAGUAGUUUACUGUACCGGUUAUCAAUAUUCUUUCCCUUUUCUUAGCAGUGAAUGUGGUAUCUUUGUGCACAAUAAUCAUGUCCAACCUUUAUACAAGCAUUGCAUAAAUAUCAAUUAUCCGACAAUGGCAAUAAUCGGUCUACCUUACGCUGUAAUACCAUCCCAAGUAUUUGACUUGCAAGUGCGAUUUUCUUUGAAAUUUUUCAAAAAUGAAUUAAAGCUCCCGAGUCGAGAAGAUAUGUUGACCGAAAUGGAGAAAGAUAACGAAGAGCGGCAAAAGGAUGGUUUGCGAGAACGUGAUGCCCAUAGGAUGGGUGCUAAACAGGUAAGUAAGUAAAGCGAAAAAUUGCAAGUGAAUAUAAUAUAUCCUAGCAUUGGGUUAAACUUGAGUAAUCUAGGU